CGAGGAAUUUCAGGCCGACAGAACUUUCAGCUGGAUACGUUACCUACUUGGUAUUCGAUCGCCGGCACUAGGAAGGCUUAGAUCGCCGGCGACGGACUUCAUAAAUUCCUCUGCUUAUUGUGAAGAACAAUUCAGUCGCCCAGAGAAGCAGAUUGAAAACUUUCGUGUCUACUUUUCUUCGUCUUCCCGCGGAAGCCUUCUUCUUGGCAUCUGUUUCUUUCACCGGUUCUGCUUGGCGACGUAACUAGCGGAGAUACGGAUACCAGCUAAGGAUUCAGGUUCACAAGAAGAAAGGUUUGGUGUCCUUAAUGGCAUCGAGAUGGAUGUUUUUAAUGGUUAGGCGUUGAUCUUGGUACUUUGAGGAUUUAGGGGAAUAUUGAAACUUGUGGUGUCGGGUGAAGUUAGGAAUUCUGUUGAAUGGCAUCAUAGUGUCUUGUUGUCCAGAUGGGUAAUGGUGAGGAAGAUGCCUGGAUAGAUGAACUUAAACUUGGUGGUUCUAUUCCUCUUUUAGAGCCAGAAAACUGCCCAAAUGGUUGGGCUACUCCUCCUGGGGAUAAAUUCAAUGUAAGAGGUCCCGAUUAUCUCCGAGACAAAGUGAAAAUUCCUGGGGGUGAAUUUCUUUUAAAACCUCUUGGAUUUGAUUGGAUCAAAGGUCCCAAGAAAAUUGGUGAGGUCUUGAAUCAUUCACACCACAGAGUGAGGAAAGCUAUCGACAAGGCAAUUGCUAGUGGCAGUAAUCCUUUUGUUUGGGCCUUCAAUUUGCAACUCCCAAGCAAGGAUAACUACAGUGCUAUUGCAUACUUUGUUGCCACCGAACCUAUCCAAGAUGGAUCUUUGAUGGACCUAUUUGUUAAAGGUGAUGAUACUAUUCGAAAUUCUAGGCUGAAAUUGAUUGCAAAUGUUGUCAAGGGACCUUGGAUUGUUAAAACGGCUGUUGGUGAUCAGGCAAUUUGCAUUCUAGGGCGAGCUGUUUCUUGCAAGUACUUUGUUGGACCAAAUUUUAUUGAAGUUGAUGUGGACAUUGGAGCUUCAGUGGUUGCCAAUGCAAUCGUUCACUUAGCUUUCAGCUACAUCAGAACAUUAACAGUUGACUUAGCAUUUCUCAUUGAAAGCCAAUCUGAGUUAGAGCUACCUGAAAAAAUUCUUGGAGCUGUCAGGUUCUCGGAACUUAAUCCAGAUUCAGCUUCUCUUUAUGAACCCCCUUCCGAAGAAAAUCCUUCCAAUCUGCAAUCCUCGUUGCCAACUAGAUUGUGGAAAUCUAUAGGACAAGGUUUCUCUCAACUGAUUCACCAUGGAAGCCAGGAUCUCUCAGUUUCCACGUCAGAAAAUGUCAAUGGUAGUCUUCACAGUACAAAUGGUGAAACAAAUUUGGAUAAAUGAUUUUUUCCCCAUUACCACUCAAUCAAGUUCUGCUGGUUAGGAUCAAACAAACUGUCUUUCAUUCAUUAUUCCAGAUAGAUCUGUAUCAUUGCUAAGCUUCUCAUUCAGCUCUACAAAAUUUGAUUUUUAUGCAAUUUUAUUAUCUAAAUAUGUAACUAUAAACUUUAUUCUGUCAGCUGAGACCAUACUGCUUUUGUAUUCUAUGUAUAUAUACAUUUUUUUUAAUGUAGAUAUGUGCGUCAUAUGCCUUCC
Dendrobium catenatum is the source of this 1632-nucleotide messenger RNA. Its product is annotated as protein ENHANCED DISEASE RESISTANCE 2. The coding region runs from base 445 to 1380 and encodes 311 amino acids. The transcript is spliced from 4 exons. Lineage: Eukaryota; Viridiplantae; Streptophyta; Magnoliopsida; Asparagales; Orchidaceae. The record is from RefSeq and is a predicted model, not a curated record.